Messenger RNA from Neltuma alba, 731 nucleotides. RefSeq lists its product as uncharacterized. The record is from RefSeq and is a predicted model, not a curated record. Lineage: Eukaryota; Viridiplantae; Streptophyta; Magnoliopsida; Fabales; Fabaceae. The transcript is spliced from 2 exons. Bases 131 to 397 code for a protein of 88 amino acids.
UUUAAAUAUCAGUUUAUUCACUUCACACUUCCCUCUUUGUUUGGCCAGCCAAGAGCACACAGCGAGAGAGAGAGAGCAAGAGAGAUUUCUGCGAGAGGUUUCUCCAAACAGUGCCCGAGUACAAGAUUUUAUGUCGUCUAGGUUUGAUUUGGCAGUGAUUGGAGCUCCGUUGAAGCUCUGUGUUUUGUCUGCUACCUUGCUCUUCUUGUUCUCUGUGUGCUCUGCUAUCCGCUGUAUGCUUCUCUGUUCUUCGAGGCAGAGGUUGAAUCUGGUGUACCCAACGGCUUCGAUGCGUUUGAGACCCAAAAGGACUUGUUCUGGAGUUGAGUGUUUCGGAGGCUUUCACAAUAUAAGAUUCUCACACCUUUUCAUAUUUCUGAGAGGGGAUCUCACUUGAUAUUUGUUAUCUCUUUGUUGGGUUUUCCAUUUUUGUUCUCUCUCUUGAAUUUGUUUUGAUUUCCUUCGCAAUUUUCCGGGUAUUUUGAGGGGUUUUUGGUGGGUUUUCCCAAAUUUUUGUCUCCACCAUGCUCCAACCUCGGAAUCAGCCGUCGAAUCAGACGAUGAACAUCAACAAUCUCUGCAAAAAGAUGAAGCAUAAGCAAAACCCCAUUCCAUCGAGAAAGCUUCGCAUAAUCUGUGACGACCCUUACGCCACAGAUUCGUCUUCCAGCGAAGACGAAGGAGAAGGACGUUUCGAAAGGCGGCCGAGAAAGAUGAAGCGAAUCGUUCGU